Fusarium vanettenii 77-13-4 is the source of this 3423-nucleotide messenger RNA. RefSeq lists its product as uncharacterized. The transcript is spliced from 6 exons. The record is from RefSeq and is a predicted model, not a curated record. The coding region runs from base 1 to 3423 and encodes 1140 amino acids. Lineage: Eukaryota; Fungi; Ascomycota; Sordariomycetes; Hypocreales; Nectriaceae.
AUGGUUGCCAUCAAGCAGGACUCAGAGCUGAUGACAAACUAUGUCUCAGCCAACCCUAUCCCAGCUGGCGAGCGCUUCGCAGUCUUCAGGGAUGCUGAUGGUGAACCGGGUGUCUUUGCUCUCAGCGAAGAUUUGUACCUUUACCUUGUGAUGGUGAUUGAUGGCAAAGCCGACAAGGUCGACUUCGGAAACACCUCCGGGAUUGUGCCCGAGGGUGUCAAAGUGCAGGCCUUUGCCGUUGUCCAAGCACCAGACUCAACUCUGGACAUUUGCAUCGCUACUCCUGGCACGGGAGAGACUUCAACAUUUACUCUGCUGCACAACAUCACCUUGGCUGAGCUCAAGGGCUCAAUUCCGAGCUCCAAGGUUAUGCGUGGUAGCAACUUUCCAUCCGUUCACCACAUCUUCAUGACCAACAAAUCAACCGAUACCAAGCGCACCAUGCCUUUGGCCAUGGUAGCGUUCAAAAGACCGGAUAGGAUCGUCGACACUGAAGAUCUCCGCUUCGUGCAGUUUGGCACAUCAGCCACUCUUUUGGGAAAGUGGGAUCUAGCUACGAAUCCAAAGAAGAUUCUGGAUGUAUCCUUGGGGACCUGUGCCUUGGGUGACGGCGCAUUUGUCUUAUACCAGGGAUUCACUGGCGCCUCUCAUAUCCAGUUUAAGUUCUUUACUGGGAGCACCAUGGUCGUGGAACCUCAUUGUCCGGCAGGUGCGACUUGCAUCAGUUCAUAUGUUGAUCCCAACUCGCAUCAGAGCAUCCUCCUCGUCGGUGGUCAGAACGUUACCGCCUUCAAAGCCAAGGAGUAUUGUUCUCCUAAAGGGACAGGCACUCCAAUCGAGACGGGUGAUCUCGUCGGUAGUAUCAAAGAUCUCCAGGUUUCGCAGUCUGGAGAAACACUCAGGUUCUGGUACACGACCGAGGCGGAUGCAGUUCACUACUAUACAACUAAAAGCACCUCACUUUCGAAUGGAAAGGUGACCCCUAUCCUUCCAGAGGGACAAGGCGGCCGGAUAUCGAGUAUGAUCUCGCUCAACUCGGCAGAUAAACACGCCGGCAGUCCAGCACUUGUCAGCAGCUUGUUAUCUGUGGACGAGAACGGCAACCUUACCCUUCUACAACAGGAUUCUGCAUCACAGCUAUGGCAGAAGUAUCCAUUCUGGCAUGCGUCCACUGAGAACGUCAUUGAGCUCAGGGGAUACAUGCUUCGCAUGCACGCAGUGGCCAACAACGACAACGAAUCGUCCCUUAUUCCCGGAUGCUGGUUGCGCGUCAGCAGCUCUGGAGUUGUGCGGUGCAUCGUCAACGGGAGACAUGCUUCUCUCUCGCCCGUUCCUCAGUGGCACCAGACUGACGCCAAGGGUGUUCUAAACAUCAUGCUGCAAAACGACGACGCAACAUGUCACCAGUUUGCAGCCGAUUUAUUCCGCGCUGCCAAACCAGGAUCUCCCGAGACCAGCUUGAAAAAUCCCAUCUUGGAUCCAUCCAGGAAGAUGAUCAAGAAACUAGAUGGCGUAAAGACGGCUGAUGAUGUUGCCCAACUUCGCAAGCCGGAUGGUACUCGGCUGGUACCCAACGCCUCACAUGACGACUUGAAGGCUGCCGCCGAUUCAAUCUCAACGCUAGUAGAUCAGGCACACAAGUUUCACGAGGGCACCCAGCAACAGUUCUCGUCAUUCAGGUUUUUCUCUUUGGGUGACCUUGUCGAUGAUCUCGAAGGCGCUUGGAACUGGGUUGAGGAAAAGCUCAAGGAUGCAGUAAAAUGGGGUUGUGACUUUAUCGAGGAUGUGGGUGGUCGCGUCUGGGCCUUCAUCAUCAAGAUUGGAGACGAAGUCUUCAAGUUCGCCCUCAAAACCGUAUCAUCGAUUGUCAAAGCUAUUACUUGGGUCUUCAAGAAGCUCGGCGCUUUGCUCCAGGAUAUCAUUGACUUCUUUGGCUACUUGUUCGGAUGGAACGACAUUCUCGAUACAGCCGACAGCAUCUCUGCCGGUUUCAAUGUUGCCCUAGAUUAUGGACAAGAGCUGCUCGACAAGUCUGAGCUGAAGAUUGACUCGUGGCUCGAGGACCUCCGACAAAUCAUCAAAGCCCAAUUACCGGGCCUGCAGAACAACACCUAUGAUGGCUCCCAGGAAGCGUUGAAGGAUUUAAAGCCAGCGACUACUAGCCAAUCUACAGAUGAUGUCUCUGACGAAGACGAGGUGAAAUCCGGUGUUGCAUACAACUGGUCAACAUACUAUUUUACAUAUGGCGGGGGCACUACCAAUGCCUACUUACAUGACGACGACAGCCAGACGCCAGACUCCCCUGAAAAACUGAUUCUGAAGCUUUGGGAUGAUGUUCAGAGCGAAGUCGAAACAAUCGUCAAGCUGGGUGGCAACUUGGCCAAAGACUUGCUUGACUUUUUCAUCUCUGGAAAAUACAACAUCCAGAGCUUGGUGGGAAAGAUCUCGGCGGAUCUUGUCGACAGCAUGAUAGACUCUCUCAAGAUUCUGGGGGAUAUCCUCUUCAAGGCCCUCUCGUUGGGGAUCAGCAUCACCAGGAACGUCGCCAACAGGACCAUCGACAUCCCGGUGCUCGGCUGGCUGUGGAAGCACGUUAUUGCUGGAGGCCGGUCACUGUCACUCCUUGGUCUUUGCUCUCUAGUACUCGCCAUUCCUACCACGGUCCUAUACAAGGCUACGAAGAAGGUCGCCCCACCAACGCUCAAGGGACGCCUGACCAAGGACUCCUUCCAUGAGUAUGUCUCAGGAACGGCCGGGGAUGAUCUUACCAAGGACGUUUUCAACUUUGGCCUGGCAAGUGCUUCAAGCUUGGAGCUGGUCUACGGCGAGUUUGAGACCAUCGCUCUGUUGGCCGAUGGAGCCUUUGAAGGAACCGGCCUGGAGGCUAUUCCCAUUGGUCCCGUAGCAGCCCUUAUGAACGUUGUUAGCUCGGCGUCGCUCACAUUCGAGACGGUUGGAGGAUUUCUCAGCUGGCCCGUCGAAGGCCCCUACGGAGCCGCGAUGAUCCAGGCAAAUUCGUUUGACAUGGGAAAGUUUGCAAAGUAUUCGAAAUGGGGCCUCACUGUCACCAACUUCGCUGCCAACGCGGUGGUGAAAGUUGUCGGCAAGGCAAAGAAGUCCGAGCAACCUGCAAUUAAACGGUGGAAGGGCAGCGUCGCGGCUGUCAUCUCUGUGCCAAUGCUUUGCGUGGCGUUGACCGGAGAUAUCAACGAUUCGAUCGAGGCGAAAAAGAAGACGGCUGUUAUCGUCAAUCAUUUCAUCGAGGCCUUCCUUAAGUUUGGCAAGCAGUGGGGUUUUGCGGUAUCAUCUUGGAACAAUGAGGUUGAGAACGAAAUCAUGUAUAUUGCACUUGCGGUAAAGCAAGUCUGUACGUAUGGCAGAUAUGGGUUCCAGAUUGCGGACUUUAUCGUGGAGCAUGUCUAG